This is a messenger RNA of Mytilus californianus (California mussel), 1249 nucleotides long. Its product is annotated as nodal homolog. Lineage: Eukaryota; Metazoa; Mollusca; Bivalvia; Mytilida; Mytilidae. The transcript has 3 exons. Gene Ontology annotation, cellular component: extracellular region. Bases 9 to 1019 code for a protein of 336 amino acids. The record is from RefSeq and is a predicted model, not a curated record. Gene Ontology annotation, biological process: BMP signaling pathway; SMAD protein signal transduction. Gene Ontology annotation, molecular function: cytokine activity; growth factor activity.
GUCAAAUCAUGACGAUCUCGUAUUUUUCGUUGUGUUAUGCUUUUUUUGUUUGCAGUUUAGGGGUAAAGCUUGAAUAUUCAGAGACCGAAAAGGUUCUGAAUUCUAUCUUACCAAAAUUACAACCCCAGGAAUUACCCGACGGGGAUGACGAAUUUGGCGAGAAGAAACACCAGUAUUUUACAAAUUAUGUCCAGAACCUUUAUAAAGAAAUAUAUUUGAGCGACAAAGAUAAAUCAGUGCAUGUUUCAAAUGAUAGAACAUUUACUGACGACCAGAAGGACUUAGCUAGUAUUCAUAUUCUACAGGAAAACAAUUUUAACCAGAAAAACCAGAAAAAUCUUCAGUUUGACAUUUCAAGUCUGCCACGGGAUAUUGACGUUUCUCUUGUUGAAAUCGUGACGCAACAAAGCAAUUCUCAUAAGAUGUCAAAGAAAAUACCAGGCGUUACUGAGGACUAUAAUAUAAAAGACGUGACGAAAGAUUUUCAAGUUUUCUACAGUUUAGGAUCUUCUUUGUUUGAAGUGGGGCUUGAUAAAGAAAUUCGGAGGCAUGCCGAUAUCAAUGCACAAUUAGUAAUUUUUGAAAACGUCAACAAGACUCAACUGGCUUCACUUCGAGUACGACAUAGAAGAGACAUACGAGAUUUCUUGACAGAACGGGAUUUAGGUGUAAACACAACCGAUUCGUUUUGUUCAGUAGAACCAUGGAUUGUAAAUUUUAGUGAACUUGGUUGGGCACAUUGGUUGUGGGCCCCUUCUUCAUACCAUGCAAAUUCGUGUUCCGGCAGCUGCAGAAUUCUCUACAACACUAAUAAUACAAUUUCCGGUCAUGCUAUGAUCAAACGGUAUUCUAAAGCUCAUUAUUUGAAACAGGGGAGAUCACCUGGACAUUUGGACUUGUCCACUUAUUGCGUACCAGCUUCAUACGAAGCACUUACAAUCAUUUACCUAGCAAGGCAAAACAUUAUUACUGUGAGUCAGAUUCCAAAAAUGAAAGUAACGUCUUGUAUGUGCGUUUAAAACUUUUCUGUUAAUUUUGACAGUGAUAUUCCGAGAAUGAACGAGCUUCAUAUUGGCUUUGAUACGGUUUGUUUAUAUUUGAUGUCAUUUAGUUUUUUAAGGAUGAGAAGUUGUUAAGAAUUAAAAACAGCGCUUUUCUUGACAAUCAUAUAUUAGAAUCUAAUAUCAAAUAUAUAAAUAGUUUCAUUCGAUAUUUGAUGAUGAAUAAAACAAAUACAGAGAUUUAUACU